This is a messenger RNA of Tachyglossus aculeatus (Australian echidna), 1061 nucleotides long. Its product is annotated as natural killer cells antigen CD94-like. The coding region runs from base 82 to 1053 and encodes 323 amino acids. The transcript has 8 exons. The record is from RefSeq and is a predicted model, not a curated record. NCBI's taxonomy places the organism in Eukaryota, Metazoa, Chordata, Mammalia, Monotremata, Tachyglossidae.
GAGAUCCACAGGUGAAAAUCGCAACGCACGCGCUCACCGGUCAGAAAGACAACGUCUGCAACCCUCCUUCUCAGAACAGAGAUGGAAAAAAAACAAGUCACCUAUUCCAAGUUGAUCAUUCGCAACUCAUCCCAGCAGCCAGAUGGGAGACCUCAGAGACACAAGAAUGAAGACGCUUCCACUGAGCAGGAGGUGGCCUAUGCAGAGAUAAAAAAUUCCGAGUCUUCUCAGCAGCAGCAGCAGCACAGAAAAUCUAAGAACAUUUCAAACAGAGGACCAGAGCAGCAGGUGACCUACACAGAGGUGAAAAAUUCCAAGCCAUCUAAGCAACAGCAACACAGAAGAUAUAAGGAUGCCAAGAACGCAGGUCUUGAGAGUGAGCAGCAAGGAACUUACACAGACCUAAAAUGGUCUGGUCAGCCUCAACUCCAAGUCAGAUGUGAGGUUGGACAGAGCCAAGAUUCCCUGUCCCCUCCAUGGAGGCCCAUUGCUGGGAUUCUGGGGAUCUUGUGUCUCGGGCUGGUGGUCACCACGGCAACUAUGGCUCUACAGAUUUUCCAGACACCAUCCAAUCAUGGAGCCCAAAACACUACUUCAUUGCCCACAGCAGACUCCAGUAUAGUUGUAUCCAGUCACGGAACUCAAAACAGUUCUUCAAUGCCCACAACAGGCCACAGGACAGACUGUUCCUGCUCUCUAUGCCCAGGGAACUGGGUUCAAUUUAACAUGAGCUGUUACCUCUACUCUACUGAACUGAAACCUUGGAAGGAGAGUCAACAGGCGUGCAAGUCCCAGAACUCCAGUCUCCUGAAGAUAAACAAGAGAAAGCUGGGUUUCUUUAAGUUAUUCAAAUUUUCUUAUUGGAUUGGACUGUCCCGUGCUGGACCUAGUAGUCCUUGGUGGUGGGAAGAUGGAACGACUUACUCCAGCAAUUAUCUCUUCACCUCUGAAGGAAAGGGUAAGGAUUGUGCAUUAUUUUCAAGCCAAAAAUUAAUACAUACGGAAAAUUGUGCUUUGGACAAAUUCUACGUCUGUGAGCGCAAGUUUGUAUAAUCUCUGUC